AUGACGUCUUUAGAAAAAUGGUUUGAUGAUGCAAUUUCUGAUGGUAAAAUUCGUAGAAUACCACACGAAACAAUUUCUAAGGGAAAACUUAUUGGUGAAGGAGGAUUCGGAAAAGUUUAUUUAGCUGAAUGCAAUUCAAUGACCGAAAAAAUUGUACUCAAAAAGAUCAGAAAAUGCCAUAUUAAAGAAAAAGAAAAAGAUAUUUUAUUUGCAUUUAUAAAAGAGUUAAAAAUACAUAGUAAUUUGGAACAACAUGAGAGUAUCAUUCCAUUAUACGGAAUUACUGAGAACAGAAACUCCUAUUUUCUAGUAAUGCAAUUCGCAAAUAACGGAACGUUAUCUGAAUUUUUAAAAGAGAAACGCGAUACUUUAGACUGGGCUACAAAGAUAUCAAUAGCAAAGCAAAUGGCUGAUGGCAUUCAUCACCUUCAUUCGCGCGAUAUAAUUCAUCGAGAUUUGCAUUCUAAAAAUAUUUUAUUACAUAAUGGUCAUAUAAAAAUUUCGGAUUUUGGCCUUUCUAAGAACAUUAAUAGCCUAUCCACCAGCACUUCGGGAUUUUUUGGCGCGAUACCGUAUAUUGAACCUAAAACUCUGAUAGACCACAGAUAUAAGAAAGACAAAAGAUCAGAUAUUUACGGUUUAGGCGUUUUAUUCUGGGAAAUAUCAAGCUGCUGUAUCCCUUUUAAAGACUAUAUCAGUAAUUAUCAAUCCCUUACGGGUAAAAUUAGUGAUGGACUACGUGAAGAUCCAAUUAUCAAUACGCCUCUUGAAUACAUGCUAUUAUAUAAGGAUUGUUGGCAACCUGAGCCGACAGAUCGGCCUUUAAUCCAGAUGGUUUGCAGUAGAUUGGAAUCAAUUCGAAUUGACAUUGAUAUGCAACCUCUUGGUAAAAUAAACGAAAAUAACGGUGAUGCAAAAAAAGAUAACCUUCGACAACAUUUACAAAAUGAACAUCAUAAUUUAACUUGGUAUCAGCGAGUGGCGCUAUUGGAAAGCAUAGUUGAAAAUCUGCAGUCUAUACACACAAAAAACUAUAUUCACUGUAACCUUCACAUUGGAAAUGUGCUUAAAGGGAAACUAGAUUAUGAAAUUGAGAUAGCUGGUCUUUCAUAUUUGCGAUCUGUUGAAGAAACUGGUUUAUCAAAAGAAUUAUAUGGUGUGAUGUCUUAUAUGGCACCCGAAAUAUUAAAUGGUCAACCACAUACACAAACAUCAAAUAUUUACUCAAUUGGAAUUAUUAUGGCUGAUAUUGCUUCUGGGGGUAAACCUCCAUUUGGUGAUUAUCCUUCUGCUGCUCAGUUAGCGUUAGCUAUUAUAGAUGGCUUAAGACCUAAAUUUUCCUACGGAAUGCCAAGAUGUUGGAAGGAUUUGAUGAAAAAAUGUUGGCAUGCAAAUCCAGCUCAAAGACCUAAUGUUAAUCAACUUCUUGAAGAAAUCAGAGAAAUACGACGUCUUGGUUCAAAAUGGAUAGUUGAAAAUAUUGAUGAAGAUGGAACAGAUGCAUCUUCAGUUGAUAUGAAUAUGUCUUCGGUCGAAGAAGUCAAUUCAGAUCUAAGAAGAUUUAGCCACGGUGAUGAUUUGUUUGAUUCCAAUGAGAAUAAACAAUUCACUGCUUGA
Ambispora gerdemannii is the source of this 1617-nucleotide messenger RNA. NCBI's taxonomy places the organism in Eukaryota, Fungi, Glomeromycota, Glomeromycetes, Archaeosporales, Ambisporaceae. The record is from the annotation of a GenBank genome assembly.